Malus domestica (apple) is the source of this 2161-nucleotide messenger RNA. RefSeq lists its product as uncharacterized. NCBI's taxonomy places the organism in Eukaryota, Viridiplantae, Streptophyta, Magnoliopsida, Rosales, Rosaceae. The record is from RefSeq and is a predicted model, not a curated record.
AAAGUUCUUUCCAUUCAUCAAACCAAACGUCAACAGCAGAAACAACCAGUAGCUGCCACCCUUGCUUUGGCACUAAGCUUAUUAAGUCCUCACACCAACACUGCUUUGAACAUAUUCAAAACCUCACAAAAAAUACUGCCAACAACAUCUUACCCUCUUGGCUUUAUGUUGCCUCUUGUAAGCGUUGGAGUUGGCUCAAACUGAGCUGCACUGAGGUUUUGUUCAUGGCGAGCCCCAGCGACUUGUCCGUUCGCACUCCGUCGGAGAUUAGAAAAAAGAAACUUUCUGGGCAACGAAGGAAAGAGGAGCUUGAAAGAGAGGUUUCUUUGCUUAAAAGAAUGCUUCAUCAGGAAGAGAAAGUACAUGAGGUUUUGGACCAAGUCCACAAUCGGAAAAAUGGUGAUUCUGCUAUUUCUAUCCCAAGAUUUCUUCCUCCCAAGAUGAAGGAGCUUUUGGCAGAGCUAGCUAUGGUUGAAGGAGAAAUUGGUCGACUUGAAGGCCAAAUUAGCCAAGUUCAACUUGGAUUGAAGCAUGAACAAGAAGCUACAAAGGAAUCAAAACUAUCAAACCAAUGGCAACACGGAAACCUAAUUAGUAACCCCAUUCCUCGUGCAUCAAAUGUAGCAAUGCCAAGCCCCAUACACAGAAGUGUUAACAAUGAGAGCCAGAGAAUGGGGUAUCAUGAGACCAAGGCAUUGCAUUUCAUAAGUAAAGCUAUCAAAGGUGAUUAUGAUCACCUUAACGACCUCAGUCCAAACGAAAAAAUCGGAUACUCGAGAGGGUUUUCUGAUCAAAAAGAAAAUUAUUUCUAUGAGGAUGUUAAAUUUCAAAAUAAGCUUCCGAGAAACAAUGGAUCUUUGAGGGCACCCUCACCCUUGAGGGCACCCUCGCCCUUGCGAGCUCCUAGACAUCCGUCACCCAAGUUAAAGGAACGUAAUCCAGGGAUUACUUCAGAACUGCCACCAAAAUCUGUACCAAUUCCAACACAAUUAGAAGAGAUCAGCCAGAAUUGGCAACCAAACAAGCUCUCUGAGGAAAUCAUGAAGUGUCUAAACUUCAUAUACAUUAGGCUGCUUAGAACAACAAGAACAAUGGAAAUAGAGAAGUCAGGCCCCAUUUCCAGGUCUGUCAACUCUUCCAUAACCUCAAGAAGCUUCAGGGACGAUACUGGCGCAAAUGCGAAGUCAAACCUUUUGUUACAAAAGGAGUCAAGGCAACAAGACCCUUAUGGCAUCUUCAAUGUGGAAGAGUGUAUUCCUAGAGACAUUGGCCCUUACAAAAACUUGGUUACUUUCACUUCAAUCUCCAUGGAUCCAAAAUCCAUUUCAGCCUCCAACUCUAUUCCUUUACUAAAAAAAUUAAGGGUAUUGAUGAACUAUCUCCAGGUGGUGGAUUUGGGGUCCUUGACAUACCAACAGAAGCUAGCAUUCUGGGUCAACAUUUACAAUGCUUGUAUAAUGAAUGGUUUUCUCCAGUACGGAGUGCCUUCGUCCGUGGAAAAAUUAUUCGCAUUGAUGAACAAGGCAACUCUGAACAUAGGGGGUAAGAUUUUAAAUGCUGAAUCCAUAGAGCAUUACAUUUUGAGGAAGCCAGCACCUUCCAGUAUGCAAGAGGCUUUUCGGAAUGGUGAGAAAGAUGAUAAAGCCAUCCGCGAACUCUACGGUCUUGAGUCCAUGGAUCCUAAUGUUACAUUUGCACUGUGUUGUGGAACUCGUUCUUCUCCCGCGGUGAGGAUAUACACAGCUGACGGUGUUGUAGCUGAGUUGGAGAGAUCAAAGUUGGAGUACCUGCAAGCAUCAAUUGUGGUGACCAGCUCAAAGAAAAUUGUGUUCCCAGAACUACUGCUAGGAAACAUGCUUGAUUUUGCUGUGGAUGUGGACUCACUAGUUCAGUGGGUUUGCCACCAGUUACCAACAUCCGGGUCAUUGCGAAAAUCAAUGGUGGAUUGCUUCAGGGGUCAAAUUGGCAGUGGCAAGAUUACUACCACUGUUGAGAAAAUGCCAUAUGAUUUUGAGUUUCAGUACAUAUUGGCCAUGUAAUCAAGUCCCUGGUUAAUUUUUCUUCAGUUGGUGUUGACUAUCACGUAUACCAAGUGUGUAUAUGAAUAAAUCAAGGGUUGGAUUAUGGAUAUAUUGGUCAUUAUACCCAUUAGUUGAAUACC